GCCUUUUGUUCUAUAACAAAAUUGUUGACACAAAAUUGAAUGUGAAAAUCAAGUAAACACAUUUUGCGCAUAUUUUUUUUUGAAAAUGGACAAUGGACAUAAAGUUGCCAGCACUAAAGCGGAGCGUUGCUGUUGCAACUGCAAGCAGAAGCUCGAUCCGCAUCAGAUUUUUGAGGAGAACAUUGAAGAUAUUGCCAAAAGUUUGGCACAGAUAAUGGUCAUCUGUGGCAUCAAUACCAACAAAUCCUGCAAUGCCAAAUCGAUCAUCAAGCGUGCCUUUGUCUACCACGAAAAGAUCCGGACACGUUGUCCGCCGACGGCGCCUCAGAAUACACAUCUGCAUCGGGAUGACAUGUUGCAAGCGUUGCGCAUCAAGUGUGAAAUGGAAAGUGUUGAGGCGAUGCUCACCUAUGCGAUCAUUAAGCGUGCCUUCAAGGCUUUCUUUCACGGCAAACCGGAUAGGACGAUCAGCAAUCCAAUUGUGGAUGCCAUGGUGAUACACAAGCAGAAGUCCGCCUGGUUGCAUGCCGCAUACAAGACGGCCAAGAUCUUUGACAACUACAAGACGGCGUUCUUCUGGGCCCACAAGUCCUAUGAAAAGCAAAUCAAUCAGGUCUACCGUGGUCUAUAUGACCGCAUGAGUGCUCGCUCGAAUCCGCUAAUGAUGCCAACUUGUGCGUGCCGCAAUUGCUCGAAGAAGGAGAUACCCGGACAUCCGAAGCCGGGAGAAAAGGUUCGCGACAAGUUCAAGCUAGCGGAUUGCGCUGAUCUGCCCAAGGAAUGCAUUCUCUGCGGCCUCCAAGUGCCUAAGGCAAUGCCUGGUGUGAGGGUGAAGCGACCACGCCCCAUUGUCAACCAUGAACUGAAGCUGCCACGUUGCCACAACUGCAAUUCACCGCUGCUGAUCUGUGAGUGCAACAUCGAUGAGCUAACGGGCGAGUUGUAUGGCGAGUGUGGUCAGGAUUCGUACAAGGUCAAGUGGUAUCGCUUGGAGGAUCAGCAGCCGCAGAAGUCAUCGAAGAAAGUUGCCACUGAAGAUGAUGGCGAUACAAGCUAUGAGGAUGCCGAGGAGCCUUCGGUUGAUUGGGAGAAUCAUCAUUGUCCCAUCGAUUGUGUGCAUGACAGCGCCAGUGAAUCCUCAAAUGUUUGCCAUUCGGAUCCCAUCUCCAGUUCGAUUGUGGAUGAAACUAGUUCCUCGUUUACCACUUGCUCUGAUGCCGAUAGCUUGGAUAUUGUAGACAAGUUGGAAAAGUAUCUGAACAAGUUGUGGGCGGAUGAUGUUGCCGCUCAACGUAAUCCAAAUACGUACUUGUCAAAGACUGUGUUUCCACCUAAGGCGCCCUCCGAGCCUUGCAAACGCUAGAAAACUACUUUUGCUAUUUGUCUUUCAAGCAUUUGAUUAGUUUUGCACUCAAAUAAAGUCUUGCUUUAAAGUAGUCUGUAACUAACAA
Molecule: messenger RNA, 1451 nt
Organism: Drosophila nasuta
Lineage: Eukaryota; Metazoa; Arthropoda; Insecta; Diptera; Drosophilidae
Exons: 1
Coding region: 86-1363 (425 amino acids)
Source: RefSeq, a predicted model, not a curated record